UUACUUCACCUAUGAUUGUGAUGUAGUCGUUGGAGCGAAGGGAAUACGUUGACCCGAGAAGCGUGAUGUAGCCGCGAAUUCGUUGCCGAUAACCAAGAAGUAUCCGAUGUAUUUAAAGAGAUUUUUUUUCAUUAUUUAUAAUGCAGUUGCCAUGUGGCGGUAUCAGGGGGGAAAAGGCUCUUUUGAACGUCACGUAGUCUGGACUCCGACAUUUAUGCAAGGGAUGGCAGGGAAGGAUGGAAAACUCGAACCCCAAGAAAAUGACAUUGUGAGGCAAGGUUUUAUGGUAAAGCGUUCGCAAAAUAAAAAACGCUUUACACCUAUUAAUUAUAAGCAACGCUGGUUCGUCUUGACUCGACGACAUCUUGUUUAUUACGAUGGAAACAGCGAGAAAAUGUUUUUCUGUCUACAAAUUGAGAGGCGCAAGGAGCGCGGGAGGAUCGCCGUCGAGAGCGUCCACGUCGUGGAGACGGCCACACUGGGGGGCAGCGCCACGGAGGUGGCCGGCAGCGACUCGAGCGGUGGCGGUGGCGGCGGUGGUGGCGGUGGCGCACCCCCGGGUCUGCCCUUCCAGGUCGGUUAUCGCGAGGCCGGACAGGAGUACACCCUCUACCUCGUGGCAGCGCGGGAGCAAGACAGAGCCGAGUGGAUACGAGCCAUACGAGCGGUGUGCAGCGAAAAUCCUGGUCUCAGCGGUCGUUACCACGCGGGCUUCUGGAGCGGUAAACGCUGGUCCUGCUGUCGCAUGUCGACGCGCUCCGCCGAGGGCUGCGACACCUGCAGCCCCUGGUCGACAUCGUCAAAGCCGUCGGUCGGGCUCGGAGCACCCAGCAUAACCUCAGCCAACAGCGCCGAGCGCCAGCAGCACUCGUCGAGCUCCGUCGGGGGCGCCACGACCACGACCACCUGCAUCGAGACCAACAACAAUCCGACACUCCAAUCGCAAACGCGCUCCAAUAACGCGACUCCGUCGACUCCAGUGAUGCCGGGCGGAACGCCAGGAACUCCGUCGUCCAAAGCAAAGGAGAAGCUAAUGAUUCGGAGUAAAGUAGUUGUUGCUUUAUAUCCUUUUCGAGCUAUCGAAGGUGGUGAUCUUUCAUUGGAAAAGGGUGCGGAAUACGAGGUUUUGGAUGAUUCACAGGAACACUGGUGGAAGGUGAAAGACGAACACGGAUCCAUCGGUUAUAUUCCAAGUAACUAUGUCAAAGAAAAAGAGCUUCUUGGUCUCCAAAAAUACGAAUGGUAUGUGGGAGAUAUGUCGAGACAGCGCGCCGAAUCGCUCCUCAAACAAGAAGACAAGGAAGGUUGUUUCGUCGUUCGCAAUUCCUCGACAAAGGGUCUCUACACUUUAUCAUUGUAUACAAAAGUUCCACAUCCUCACGUAAAGCAUUAUCACAUCAAGCAGAAUCAAAGGGGUGAAUUUUAUCUUUCGGAGAAGCAUUGCUGUGGCUCAAUUCCGGAUCUCGUUAAUUAUCAUAGACAUAAUAGCGGCGGACUAGCUAGCAGACUAAAGGCUAGUCCUUGCGAUCGUCCUGUACCACCGACUGCUGGACUGAGCCAUGACAAAUGGGAAAUUGAUCCCGCCGAGUUGCAUUUACUCGAAGAACUUGGUUCAGGACAGUUUGGCGUUGUGCGUAGAGGAAAAUGGCGCGGUUCCAUUGACGUAGCUGUCAAAAUGAUGAAGGAGGGAACAAUGUCCGAGGAUGAUUUUAUCGAAGAGGCUAAAGUUAUGACUAAAUUACAGCAUCAAAAUCUCGUGCAACUGUACGGUGUUUGUAGUAAGGACAGACCUAUUUAUAUAGUGACAGAAUACAUGCGUCAUGGAUCUUUGCUAAAUUACCUGCGCCGUCACGAAACUACGCUUGGGGUCAACGUUGGAUUGCUUUUAGAUAUGUGCAUACAGGUUUGUAAAGGAAUGGCAUAUUUGGAAAGGCAUAAUUAUAUUCAUAGGGAUUUAGCUGCUCGUAAUUGUCUCGUUGGAUCAGAAAAUGUCGUAAAAGUAGCAGAUUUUGGCUUGGCUAGGUACGUCUUAGAUGAUCAAUACACAAGUAGUGGCGGAACAAAGUUUCCGAUAAAAUGGGCCCCACCUGAGGUCCUAAACUACACUCGGUUCAGCUCAAAAUCCGAUGUCUGGGCUUAUGGUGUAUUGAUGUGGGAGGUAUUUACAUGUGGAAAAAUGCCUUAUGGACGACUUAAGAAUACCGAAGUUGUAGAACGCGUUCAGCGUGGACUUAUUCUUGAAAGACCGAAAGCUUGCUUCAAAGAAGUUUACGAGGUAAUGAGGAAAUGCUGGGCCCACUGUCCAGAAGUUCGACCGUCUUUCCGUGUGCUCAAAGAACAGCUGAUUAACGUCUCGCAGGGUCUACUCAAUGAUUGACUCAGUCUCCUGCGGUGCUUACGUUUCUCCUCGCCAAGCUCCGCCGGCAGCGGCCGCACCUCUACAAUCAGCACAACAGUAUCCAGUAACAAGUUACAACCGCCCCGGUCACCCUUUCUCCAACGUGGCCCCGUCACCGCGGCCUCCUCCAACAGCUCCUCGUCCUACAACUCGGCAACCCUGCCGGCCUCGCACCGCGUCAAGAGCAGCGCAUCGCUGCCCAGCGCCGCGGAACUCCUCAAUUUUUCCUCUAGCCUCUGUCGCUCGGCCUCCAAGAGGCGAGAGUCCCGUGAUCUUAGCCGCGAGCAGGACCGAAUGAUAAUAGGUCAGGGCGGCGGUGG
Molecule: messenger RNA, 2718 nt
Organism: Ceratosolen solmsi marchali
Lineage: Eukaryota; Metazoa; Arthropoda; Insecta; Hymenoptera; Agaonidae
Gene: Btk29A
Product: tyrosine-protein kinase Btk29A
Exons: 16
Coding region: 107-2377 (756 amino acids)
Biological process (GO): protein phosphorylation; intracellular signal transduction
Molecular function (GO): ATP binding; protein binding; protein tyrosine kinase activity
Source: RefSeq, a predicted model, not a curated record